Messenger RNA from Toxotes jaculatrix (banded archerfish), 1511 nucleotides. RefSeq names its product odd-skipped related transcription factor 1 (gene osr1). NCBI's taxonomy places the organism in Eukaryota, Metazoa, Chordata, Actinopteri, Toxotidae. Gene Ontology annotation, molecular function: RNA polymerase II transcription regulatory region sequence-specific DNA binding; DNA-binding transcription factor activity, RNA polymerase II-specific. Gene Ontology annotation, cellular component: nucleus. The transcript has 3 exons. Gene Ontology annotation, biological process: embryo development; urogenital system development; regulation of transcription by RNA polymerase II. The record is from RefSeq and is a predicted model, not a curated record. Bases 294 to 1106 code for a protein of 270 amino acids.
GAGGCGUCCCCCUCCAAACAACACAACCGCACCAGCACACCGCCGCCGUGCCUGCUCGGCUCAGCCCUCCCGUCUGAGCUCACGUCGGAGGAGGAGAGACGCGGCAGCGGAGGAACAUGCUGCCGCUCCGGCCGUCUCAUUAACUCAUCCACACCGAUAAAACGAGGCUGCUCAGCGGGUUACCACACACUGAACCUCCGGCAGGAUCCUCCGAGCUGCAGAAGGAGAUUUUUAUUUUUUUUAUUUUUUAAUAAAGAACUGAUUGAGGACCAGCUGGAUUUUGUGUAGCAGCCAUGGGCAGCAAGACUCUGCCAGCACCAGUCCCUCUUCACCCGUCCCUCCAGCUGGCCAACUACUCCCUCCUCCAGAGCUCCACAGGCCUCCAGCUGCCAGCAGAUCAUUUUCACAGCAUCUACAGCUUCAGCGCCCUACACGCCAUCCAUCUCCAUCAGUGGACCCUCGGCUACCCACCUUUGGCUCUGCCCCGCUGCACCAUUUCCAAGCUGCCUGCCCAGUUCUCCUCCAUGGCCUCCAUCCCCAUAUUCCCUCAUCUCUUGCAGCCCAAGCAGGGCUCAGCAGGGCUGCUGCAGAGCUCCAAGAACAAGCCCCGCUUUGACUUUGCCAACCUGGCGGCAGCAGCCACCCAGGACGAUCAUCUGAAGGCAGAGGACCUGAGCGUGACAGGUGCUGCUGCUGCCGCCGCUGCAGCACAGGCUUCAUCUCACCACUCGACCUCAGUCGGCCUGGGAUGCCUCUUGGAUGUGACCAAACUCUCCUCACCGGAGCGCAAGUCCAGCCGAGGCCGACUGCCCUCUAAGACCAAGAAAGAGUUUGUCUGCAAGUUCUGUGGCCGCCAUUUUACCAAAUCCUACAACCUUUUGAUCCACGAGAGGACGCACACGGACGAGAGGCCGUAUACCUGUGAUAUCUGCCACAAGGCCUUCAGAAGACAGGACCACCUCCGGGACCACAGGUACAUUCACUCCAAAGAAAAGCCCUUCAAGUGUCAGGAGUGCGGGAAGGGCUUCUGUCAGUCCAGGACUCUGGCUGUCCACAAAACAUUACACAUGCAGGUCAAGGAACUGAAGCCAGCCAAGAUCAAGUGAUUCACUCCCCCAGCAGGGAGGGGACGGGGACACUGGAAAAACAUGACCAAAGACAGUAACAACAGGCAAAGAACAACCAAAGACCUUUUCAUUUCAGCUGUAGAGAGAGAGAGAGAGAGAGAGAGAGAGAAAGAGAGAGAGAGAGAGAGAGAGAGAGAGAGAGAGAGAGCGAGCGAGAGACGCCUCUGUUUCCACGUGAACACUCCUCAAGGAUGAAAUAUUUUACCAGACAAUUCUUAAAGAAAUAAUACAGAAAUAAGGCUUAGUGGAGAAGUGUAUUCUUAGUUAUCAAAGCCUGAUUUGGCAGAAAACCCAGUGGAUGUGUGGAAUGUGAAAUGGACCUUAACAAAAAAAAAAAAACCCUUGUGGCUGCUCAGUGCAAAUCCUUUGCUCAGAAGCUUACAA